Molecule: messenger RNA, 279 nt
Organism: Plasmopara halstedii
Lineage: Eukaryota; Oomycota; Peronosporomycetes; Peronosporales; Peronosporaceae
Exons: 2
Coding region: 1-279 (92 amino acids)
Source: RefSeq, a predicted model, not a curated record
AUGGAUUUUACUACUGAAGGUCUCCGUUAUAACUUUUUCCAUGGAUUACGAAAGUAUGAUAUAGAUUUUAACCAGCUUAUUCGUGAUGAUCAUCUUUUUCAUAAAUUGGUUGAAUUACUUCAUUGGGGCAAUCAGCAUUUUCAGCAAGGAUUUAAAAUUCACGCGCCGACUGAAGAUCCAUCGUACCUGGCUGAAUAUUUCGCUAUUGGUAUGGGAAAAAAGAAAAUCACGAAAUCACGUAUCGCUGUCGUUGCUUUAGCUCGUUAUUACAGUCAAUAA